Molecule: messenger RNA, 1853 nt
Organism: Octodon degus (degu)
Lineage: Eukaryota; Metazoa; Chordata; Mammalia; Rodentia; Octodontidae
Gene: Prrx1
Product: paired related homeobox 1
Exons: 5
Coding region: 709-1362 (217 amino acids)
Biological process (GO): regulation of DNA-templated transcription
Molecular function (GO): DNA binding; DNA-binding transcription factor activity, RNA polymerase II-specific
Source: RefSeq, a predicted model, not a curated record
CCUGCUCUCUAAUACAUCUGCAAGACAUCACCCUCUCCUGAAACUUUAGUCACUCCUGAGAAUCCACGGGAGUGCAGAGAGGGGGGAACACGUUUUCUUGAAGAUGUUUUAAAGCUGGAACAAGCCUCCUUCUGUUGAUGCUUGAACUCUUGCCGGGGAAUAACUCUCUUAAAAAAAAAAAACAUUUUUUAAAAACCCACUUUGAUUCUUCUCUCCCACCCCUUCUUCUCUCUUCUGUUUGCCUAACUCCCCCGCCCUGCUGGCCUCCCCUUUUCCCCUCUCCCCCUUAUUCUUACGUUUAGGGUGCGCGUGGUGCGGAUGCGUUUUGAGAAUUGAUUUUUCUUUUUCUCCUGACCUAAACAGGGUAACUUUUUAAGUUUACUUUUUGGUGUGGAUUAUCUCUGUUUGGACCGCGCCGGACUUGGCUUCAGGAAAGCAACCAAGGCUGCGGAAGGCUACGGGUGCAGAGCUCUCUGCUCUGCAAAAGGGGUCCCCGCCCUUUCCCCCACUUUCUCUCUCUCUCUCUCUCUCUCUCUCUCUCUCUCUCACUUGCGCGCUCUCUCUCUCUCUCUCUCUCUCUCUCUCUCUCUCUCUCUCUCUCCACUCCCCCUCUCUCUUCCCUACUCGCCUCCUCUCCCCCCUCACCCCCACAGCCUUUGGUGUUGAUUCGAGCGGGAAGAGGGGGGUGGGUGGGAUCGAGGGGGGACCAUGACCUCCAGCUACGGGCACGUUCUGGAGCGGCAGCCGGCGCUGGGCGGCCGCUUGGACAGCCCGGGCAACCUCGACACCCUGCAGGCGAAAAAGAACUUCUCCGUCAGUCACCUGCUAGACCUGGAGGAGGCCGGGGACAUGGUGGCAGCACAGGCUGACGAGAGCGUGGGCGAGGCGGGCAGGAGCCUGCUGGAGUCCCCGGGUCUGACCAGCGGCAGCGACACCCCGCAGCAGGACAAUGAUCAGCUGAACUCAGAGGAGAAAAAGAAGAGAAAGCAACGAAGAAACAGGACAACAUUCAACAGCAGUCAGCUACAGGCUUUGGAGCGUGUCUUUGAGCGGACACACUACCCUGAUGCAUUUGUGAGAGAAGACCUUGCCCGCCGGGUGAACCUCACUGAGGCCAGAGUGCAGGUGUGGUUCCAGAAUCGAAGAGCCAAGUUCCGCAGGAAUGAGAGAGCCAUGCUGGCCAAUAAAAACGCUUCCCUCCUCAAGUCCUACUCAGGAGACGUGACUGCUGUGGAGCAGCCCAUCGUACCUCGGCCUGCUCCCAGGCCCACCGAUUAUCUCUCCUGGGGGACAGCCUCUCCGUACAGAUCCUCGUCCCUCCCAAGAUGUUGUUUACACGAGGGGCUUCAUAACGGAUUCUAACGGAAGACACUGAAAAGCGCCAUGGCUACUUAUUCUGCCACAUGUGCCAACAAUAGCCCUGCACAGGGUGUCAACAUGGCCAACAGCAUUGCCAACCUGAGACUGAAGGCCAAGGAAUAUAGUUUACAGAGGAACCAGGUGCCAACAGUCAACUGAGGAAAAACAAUAAUUAAACAGGCCUAAGAAGAAAUCAAAAACCAUAAGACACCUAUCCUGCUCUGUCAUUUCUUCCUCCGCUGGAAAAAAAAAGUAAAACAAACAAAACAGAACCAAAAUAUUGGGACCAUGGCAGAAAAAAGCAGGAGAGGAGCAAAAUGAAAAUUAGUUAAGAAAUGUUCCUCCUCCCUCUGGAGUACCACCGCCAUUUGUUUCUGUAUGUGUUUAUUUUGUUUUUCCCUCUGUUCAUGCUUUGCUUAAUAUACUCUAAGCUUCUUCAGUUAGAUUCAGCCCACUCAUCCUGUAACUAUAUGAGGCUUUCAGAAAAUCUUCAG